Messenger RNA from Rasamsonia emersonii CBS 393.64, 459 nucleotides. RefSeq lists its product as uncharacterized. NCBI's taxonomy places the organism in Eukaryota, Fungi, Ascomycota, Eurotiomycetes, Eurotiales, Trichocomaceae. The record is from RefSeq and is a predicted model, not a curated record. The transcript has a single exon. The annotation marks the transcript as partial.
UCCCGCUGUUCGUCUGGGCGAUCGGAUACCCGCAACGGGAGCACCGCAAGGGCGAACGGCAAGACGUCAGGUCCCUCCGGCACGCUGGGCAGAUCGUGCUUGAGACAGCUCGGAAUCUCGUUGAGAAGCGCUCGCACGCGUGGGAGAGAUGCGCCUCGAGGGCGAGGUGAUGGGCGGUGGAGUGCGGUCGAGAACGGUGCUUGUCACUUGUGUGACCCUGAGGAGUGCAGGUGCAGCAGGCGGGUGUUUGGUGUUGGAGCGAAUCUUCUGUCUGCGCGAGCGGAGUUAGUGCCAUGGGGCCGCCGCCUGAUUGGCCGGCCGCGCCUUAGCUCCGAUGAGCCCGCCAAGGCACAGGGCAGGGGCCGGCUGGCCAGCUGCAGCGCUGGCUGGCCCGACCUCGCAGGCACGGGAUCAGCGUUGAUGCAACAAUUCUGUGUACUACUGCUCUGUCAGGAGUAG